Messenger RNA from Rasamsonia emersonii CBS 393.64, 2187 nucleotides. Its product is annotated as DnaJ domain protein. The coding region runs from base 1 to 2187 and encodes 728 amino acids. The transcript has 4 exons. The record is from RefSeq and is a predicted model, not a curated record. Gene Ontology annotation, biological process: cristae formation. Lineage: Eukaryota; Fungi; Ascomycota; Eurotiomycetes; Eurotiales; Trichocomaceae.
AUGGCGAACGACCGGGAAAACAAUGGCCUUGCCAACGGCUCACCACAUGGUGAUCAUCACCGCCAUGGCUCUGCAGAGGAGGAUGACUACGAGGCGACGGAUGCCGAUUUCAGCAGAUUGAUGGACUACCCGGACGACGUGGACUACUACGCUCUGCUGGGCCUGUCGCGCUCGCCGCAACCCACCGACGCCCAGAUCCGAUCCGCCUACCGCACCUUGACCCUGAGCUUCCACCCCGACAAGCAGCCGGCGCACCUGCGCGAGGCCGCCGAGGCGCAUUUCGAGCGGAUCAAAGAGGCCUACGAGACCCUGAUCGACCCGAAGAAGCGGACCGUGUAUGACCUCCAGGGGGCGGGAGGCGUCAGGAGGGAAUGGGGCCCCGGCGGCGCGAUGGGUCGCGGUGGUGAGGCGGAGAGGAAACAGGGUUCAGUUUCCAUCGGACUCGACGCGUCGUCCAUGGUCGAGGCUGCCGAUGACGGUGACUAUGUCUAUCUUCGCUUUCCGUCGAUACACCCGUAUAAGUAUUCGAUGGGUUACUCCUUCAGGGCGCCUCUUCCAGAAUUCAGGAAUCUUUUUACAAGAGUCCCGGAGGAAAAGGAGGAGGAGGAUGAGACAAAAACACCGUCAGAAGAGCAGCCUUCUGGAGGACCAGAGGUGGUCUUGAACGCCAGUAUUGCCGGCCAGCUCCAGAGGCCCAAGCAGCCGAUGAAGUUCGUAUACGAGGACGGAACGGAAGAGACGAAACAGGUUGCUCUGCCGCUGAUUAUGGUCGCGAAAAAUAUGUCGCUGAGCGCGAGCGUCUCCCAUACUGUUGGCGCUGUUGGGUUGAGAAAAGGUCUCCCUCAAAAGUUGUCUUCCUUGCUUGACGGGGCGACAGUGGGAUGCACGGGAAUGCUGCUCCCGUCUCCAGCCUUGGAGACUUUUAUCGUCAAGUCUGUGGCGCCAUUUCCAGGAACACAGCCUAUUAGCUUCUCCCUCCGCACUAAUUUCACGAGGUCUCCAUUGUCAUUACCACCGGUCAUUGGGCUAUCAGUAUCGAGACAGCUCGCACCGAGAAAGCACGUAUACUGCACCUGGUCCAGCGGAACUAUAAAUUGGCCAAUGCUGCUUCACCAGAUGCUAUUGCCCAUCGUUGAGAUCGGUCUGGAUCCCGAGUCUGCAUUCUCAGCCCCUGUGCAGCCGAGUCAGAUUGACGUCGGCUAUCUAUCUCUCCCAAAGCCGGCGAAGAAGACGGAGGUGAACGAGGAAGACGAGGAGGAUCUCGACGAGAGGUUAAAAGAAGGACAUCCUGCUGAAGCUUGGCAUUGGCGAGUGAGUGCGUCCCCUCAGGGGGGUAAUCUGACACUGCGUUAUGAAAGGAACCUGUUUUCAGGACGCGUCGAUGAGCCUCCUCGUUCGGAGUGGAACCUGGAAGGUUAUCAUCCUAUCGCUCCGACGACAGGACAUCGCGCUGUUCGGCUUGAGGUUGAAACCACUGCGGGACUGGACGGGUCGCUCGCCUGGCACAUUUCCGGAACGAGACAGGUCGGCGAUUUCACGCGCGUUGGUCUGGGAGUCGGGGUUUCGGGACGCCGCGGACUUACCAUCUCCGUCUCGUGGCGUCGACUUGGCCAGGCGAUCUCUUUGCCUGUCGUCAUUUGCCCUCUGGACCUCGUUAGCGCGGAACUUGCUGCUCUGGCAGUCAUCAUUCCGUGGGCGACGUAUUGCGGGAUUGAAUUUGGAUAUAUCCGUCCGCGGGAGCGGCGGAAACGUCGUCAGGCCAUUAUAAAACGGCGGAAGGAGCUGAAGAAAUUGACUGCAAAGCGGAAGGCAGAGAGCCAGCAAGCGAUCGAACUGAUGUCCGAGCAGGUCCGUCGAAGACAGGAGAGGGAGAAAGCGCAGGGCGGCUUGGUUAUCGACCGCGCUGAAUACGGAUACUUCCCACCUUCAGAUAGGAAAGUGGCUGGUGAAGAGGCGGAAAGCAAUGUCAUCGACGUGACGAUUCCGGUGGCAGCGCUGGUCGACCAUGGCCAGCUUAUUAUCCCUCGCGACACUGUCAAGUUCCAGAUCUUGGGGUUCUACGACCCGGCGCCGUUGCUGCCGAAGAAGCUGCGGAUAUGGUACACGUUUAGCGGACGGCGACACAUGGUAGAAGCUGGCGAUGACGAGGGCGUCACCUGUCCUAUGCGGUCGCAUGUGGUGGAGUAG